GAACACCCAUCCAUGCCCAAGCAGAAGCACCCUCUCUCUAUAAAUGGACGCCUCCCCCCACGACAUCCGGCUCAACUCAAGUCACAACCUCGCCUCCCCCUCCCCCUCCCCUACCAGCAGCAGUACCUACCCGGAGCGAAGAACCACCAGCCUUCCCUAGCACCAACACCCACGGAGGCGAUGGCAGUCGAGGCCACGACAGAGAAGAACACCGGCACCGGCGCGGCUGGCGGAGUAGCCCCGGAGAGCGGGGACAGGCGCUCCCGGUUCAGGCGGAUCUGCGUCUACUGCGGCAGCGCCAAGGGCCGAAAGGCCAGCUACCAGGACGCCGCCGUCGAGCUCGGCAAGGAGCUGGUGGAGAGGGGCAUCGACCUGGUCUACGGAGGAGGCUCCAUUGGGCUCAUGGGCCUGGUCUCCCACGCAGUUCAUGAUGGAGGACGACAUGUGAUUGGGGUCAUCCCCAAGUCCUUGAUGCCCAGAGAGGUCACUGGAGAGCCUGUGGGGGAAGUAAGAGCUGUCUCCGGCAUGCAUGAGAGGAAGGCCGAGAUGGUUCGCUCUGCUGAUGCUUUCAUUGCCUUACCCGGUGGCUACGGGACUUUGGAUGAGCUGCUCGAGGUCCUCACCUGGGCCCAACUUGGGAUCCACAAGAAGCCGAUUGGGCUUCUGAACGUGGAUGGGUUCUACAACUUCUUCCUGUCCUUCAUCGACAUGGCUGUGAGUGAAGGAUUCAUAAAGGAGGACGCGAGGCACCUCGUCAUCUCAGCUCCUACCGCCAAGGAGCUAGUUCUCAAGCUUGAGGAAUAUGUUCCAGACUACGAGAUCGGGUUGGUUUGGGAGGAUCAGGGCCAGAUCGGCCACGGCUUCGUGCCAGAGCUGGAGCCUGGCAUUGCGUCGUCAUGAUAUGAUUCAUCCUGGAAGCGUUUCUGAACUAAGUAACAUCUGACCGUGCAAAAGAGAGAGAGAGAGAGAGAGAGAGAGAGAGAGAGAGAGAGAGAGAGAGAGAGAGAGAUGGAAUGUGCUAGUCCUUGUCGGUCGUAGCUUUUGUCGCUGCCGGUGGCAUGACAGUGUUAGCAUUGAGUUGCAGUAGCAGUGUUAGCAUUGGGUUGAUGAUGGCGUUCUUUUGGUCAUAGCUUAGGUAGAAGUAAGUGAUUGCAUGUACAAAUGUGUUAUGUAGGAGCAGCAGCAGAUGUGUGUUCCUUAAUUAUCAAUCAAUCUAGAGUGGAAAAAUUGUCUCA
Molecule: messenger RNA, 1235 nt
Organism: Hordeum vulgare subsp. vulgare (domesticated barley)
Lineage: Eukaryota; Viridiplantae; Streptophyta; Magnoliopsida; Poales; Poaceae
Product: cytokinin riboside 5'-monophosphate phosphoribohydrolase LOG-like
Exons: 7
Coding region: 13-900 (295 amino acids)
Biological process (GO): cytokinin biosynthetic process
Cellular component (GO): cytosol; nucleus
Molecular function (GO): hydrolase activity, hydrolyzing N-glycosyl compounds
Source: RefSeq, a predicted model, not a curated record